ACAUCCUAGUGAUAGUCAAGCGUGGAAGCACUUGGAUACAACCUUUCCUAAUUUCGCAUCAGAGCCACGAAAUGUCAGGCUUGGUUUGUGCACGGAUGGAUUUGCCCCCCAUGGUAAAUUUGGAUCCCAAUAUUCAUGUUGGCCAGUUAUUCUUACACCAUACAACUUGCCUCCAUCGAUGUGUAUGAAAAGACCAUUCAUGUUCCUUUCUUUGCUCGUUCCCGGUCCUAAAAAUCCUAAAGGAAACUUGGAUGUGUACAUGCAACCACUCAUUGAAGAGUUGAAACAGUUAUGGGAGGUUGGGGCUAUGACUUAUGACAUCUCAAGCAAGCAGAAUUUCAACCUCCGCGCAGCCCUUUUGUGGACUAUUAGUGAUUUUCCUGCAUAUGGAAUGCUAUCUGGAUGGUCCACGGCCGGAAAGAAGGCUUGCCCUUAUUGUAUGGAUAAAAGCAAGGCAUUUUGGCUUGAACAUGGAGGUAAAGUUUCAUGGUUUGAUUGCCAUCGACAAUUCCUUCCACAUGAUCACCCUUUUCGAAAGAAUAAAACAGCUUUCUGCAAAAACAAAGUUGAAAAUGGCAUGGGUCCGCAUAUAAUGUGUGGAGAAGAAUUGUGGCAAUGCGUGAAGGACUUGCCUAAAGCAACUGAUGGUCCUGAAGCUCUUAAGAAGUUGAAGAGUGCCAAAAUGGGUUGGUUCAAACAAAGUAUUCUAUGGGAACUCCCAUAUUGGAAGGAUUUGCUUCUUCGUCACAACUUGGAUGUCAUGCACAUUGAAAAGAAAUUUUUUGACCAACUCAUAAACACUGUGAUGGAUGUGAAAGGUAGCACCUCGGACACCACUAGUGCAAGGAAAGAUAUGGCUAAGUAUUGUAAACGUCGGCAGUUAGAGCUUGGAAAUGGAAAUCAAACCAUGCCAAAAGCACCCUUUGCACUUGACAAGGCUCAAAAGAAGGUGUUAUGUGAAUGGGUUCGAGACUUGAAAUUCCCGGAUGCUUAUGCUUCAAACUUGAGCAGGUGUGUUAAUCUUCAAUCAUGCAAGCUGUAUGGAAUGAAGAGCCACGAUUGUCAUGUCUUCAUGGAGAGGUUACUUCCGGUUGCUUUGAAGGAGUUGCUUCCCUUGCAUGUUUGGAAGGCAAUUACAGAGAUUAGUCAAUUCUUCCGAGACUUAUGCGCCCCCACUAUCAAAGCGAGUGACAUAGAUCGCUUGGAUAAGAAUAUAGCUGAGAUCUUGUGCAAGCUAGAGAAGAUUUUUCCACCUGCAUUUUUCAACUCAAUGGAACACUUGCCAGUUCAUCUUCCACAUGAGGCAAAGGUUGGUGGUCCCGUCCAGUACAGGUGGAUGUACCCAUUUGAAAGGUUUCUUAACCAUUUGAAGCGUAAGGUUGGAAAUAAGGCACGUGUAGAAGGCUCCAUAUGCAAUGCUUACCUAAUGGAGGAGAUUACGAACUUUUGUUCCCACUAUUUUCAACCUGAGGUUGACACCAAAGCAAGGGAUCUAGGAAGAAAUGUCCAUUCGGUUGUUGAGAACCAACAUGACGUUAAUAUCCCCGAGAUGUUCAGGGUGGAUUGUGGUCGUGCAAUUACUAAUGGCCGUUUGCGCUUCUUGCAAGACAUGGAGUAUGAUCGAGCACAUCUUUAUGUGCUUGCAAACAGUGGCAUCUUAGGUGAAUAUGAAAGGUAAAAAACUAUAAUUUAAUUAUUGUAAACUCUUCUAACGACGUAUUUAACCUUUAUUUCCUUAAUUACCAUAGGAAAUUUGAGGAGCACAUUCUCCAAACUCAACCUCACAUAGUAAUGGA
Messenger RNA from Spinacia oleracea (spinach), 1796 nucleotides. RefSeq lists its product as uncharacterized. The transcript has 2 exons. The coding region runs from base 179 to 1678 and encodes 499 amino acids. NCBI's taxonomy places the organism in Eukaryota, Viridiplantae, Streptophyta, Magnoliopsida, Caryophyllales, Amaranthaceae. The record is from RefSeq and is a predicted model, not a curated record.